CCCGGCACCUGGCGGCGCGCCCCGCGCGCUCCCGCCGCCCGUCCACCUCCACAUGCACACACCCGCGGCGGGAGGAGCGGCAUCUCCCUCGCCGUCCUCCUUUCUCCAAUUUCAUUUCCUCCGGCCUCUCGCCUCCUCCCGAUUCUUUUUAUUUUGUUUUUAAUCGUAUUCUCCGUACGAUUCUCCGCCGGGCUGCUCCAGCCCGCCGCCGCCGGGAGAGACUGCGCUGCACGCCGGGGGGGUCCCCGCGGCUCCUCGCAAGGUUGCUGAUACUGUGGCUGCCAUUUACCCACCAGAUCCCAAACAAACACUAACAUUUCAAGAAACACUUGGAUACGUACAGUUCCUUACCCAAGAUGCCGUUCAAAGCCGGAUUAGAACUGACUGAAUUACAGAAUAUGACUAUCCCUGAAGAUGAUAACAUCAGCAAUGAUUCAAAUGAUUUCACAGAGGUGGAAAAUGGCCAGAUAAAUAGCAAGUUUAUUUCGGACCGAGAAAGCAGGAGAAGUCUCACAAACAGCCACUUGGAAAAGAAGAAAUGUGAUGAAUAUAUUCCAGGUACGACUUCUUUGGGAAUGUCUGUCUUCAACCUCAGCAACGCCAUCAUGGGCAGUGGCAUUUUAGGCCUCGCUUUUGCAUUGGCCAACACAGGAAUCGUCCUUUUUUCGCUGCUUUUGGUUUCUGUGACAUUGCUGUCUAUUUAUUCAAUACAUCUCCUGUUGGUGUGUUCAAAGGAAACAGGCUGCAUGGUAUAUGAAAAGCUUGGUGAGCAGGUUUUCGGUACCCCAGGGAAAAUGAUUGUCUUUGGAUCUACAUCUCUUCAAAACAUUGGAGCAAUGCUGAGCUAUCUCUUCAUAGUCAAAAAUGAGCUGCCUUCUGCCAUAAAGUUUCUAAUGGGAAAAGAAGAAACUUUUUCGGCAUGGUACGUGGAUGGGCGGAUUCUUGUUGUUGCAGUGACGUUUAUUAUCAUCCUCCCUUUAUGUCUCCUUAAGAACUUAGGGUAUCUUGGCUAUACCAGUGGAUUUUCAUUAAGCUGUAUGGUAUUUUUCCUGAUAGUGGUUAUUUACAAGAAGUUUCAAAUUCUCUGUCUCGAAUCGGCGCUAAAUGCAACAUCUCCUAUCCUAUCAAAUAGCUCAGCACAUGAGCAUAUGUGUAAGCCAAAGUAUGUUAUCUUUAAUUCCAAGACUGUGUAUGCUUUGCCCACCAUCGCUUUCGCGUUUGUGUGCCACCCAUCGGUCCUUCCAAUUUACAGCGAACUUAAAGACCGUUCACAGAAAAAAAUGCAGUUGGUUUCAAAUAUCUCAUUUUUUGCCAUGUUUGUGAUGUACUUUCUGACUGCCAUAUUUGGCUAUUUGACUUUCUAUGAAAAUGUGCAGUCAGAUCUGCUUCACAAGUACCAGAGUAAAGAUGACAUCCUCAUCCUGACGGUGCGCUUGGCUGUGAUUGUUGCAGUUAUACUCACAGUGCCAGUGCUGUUUUUCACUGUGCGUUCAUCGUUAUUCGAGCUGGCAAGAAAAACAAAAUUUGACAUAGGCCGUCAUGUUUUGGUUACUUUUUUUCUUUUGGUUAUCAUCAACCUGUUAGUCAUUUUUAUCCCAACCAUGAAGGAUAUUUUUGGAGUCGUAGGGGUCACUUCUGCGAAUAUGCUGAUUUUCAUUCUUCCUUCAUCACUGUAUUUGAAAAUUACGCAUCAGGAUGGAGCAAAAUUUACUCAGAGGAUUUGGGCUUCCCUUUUCUUGGUACUGGGGAUAAUGUUUUCCCUAGUGAGCAUCCCAUUGGUCAUCUACGACUGGGUACAGUCAGGAGGUAGUACAGAAGGCAGCGACUGAAGUUGACCUUCUGAAAAGGAGACAUGCCUGUUUGCUACACACCAAAAUCACAACCAUCCGUUCUGUUAUCUAUUCUACCUUUUGUGAGUUUAUUCAAAUCAAAUCCAAAUAAUGAUUUUCCAGUACUGGAAAUGCUGUUUUGGGUGUAUUUUCUUGCAGAAAACAGACCCGUUAUUCCAACAGGCAUAUCACUCUGUCCCACAAUACUGAGUUAUCAGAUCAGCGUAAAUUCUAUAUUGUCUGCAAGACUGUAUAGAGUAUUGCUCAUAGGAAUUCAUCACAACUUGUUUUUCCUCUUCCACCCAUGAACUGCAUUGUUCUGUUAUUAUUCUUAGCCCUUGAACCAUGAGCUCUGCUCCUUUAGAGCAGCAGCAUUUGUUAUCAGUUCCAGCUGGAGUGAUUAUCCCAAAUGUCAUCAGUUCACUCCCUUCCCCAUUGCAUUUUAACAAAAACUGCUCUCAAAUUGUAUGCAUUCAGUUUGUUUCUUUGUUUUUGUGCUGUUUUGUACACCAUUUGCCUCACCAACUAAGUGUAGCAUUCUGGAUAUGGAUACAAAAAGCACCACCAGAGCAUAAAUGAGCGCUGUAUAAACUUAGGUCCUAAAUCUGGUGCUUCUCUCUGUAAUGUUGCAGUGGAGGAGCCAGCCUUAGGCUUGGCUCAUUUGUUGCUUUGAGAAGCGUGUGUGUGUGUGUGUGUGUGUGUGUGUUUGUGUUUGCAAAGGGGUACAAGGAGCUGGAGUAGGAUGAUCAUUAUCAGCCACCAUUUCCCAAUAGCCAGGAUGCUCAGCAAUGAGUACCUGAACCUGAAGAGAAGCAGAUGCUCAGAGAUUUCCAUAGGAAGUCUGCAUUUCUUUCAGCAUCAAACUGUUCACUAAUGCCCUGCUCUUCUCCAAAGACAAUGGCAGGCUCCAGUUUUAUCAAAACCUACACAUUUAAUUAUACCUCAUGCCUUUUGCAUUCUUGGAUUCAUCAAUACACACCUAGGGUGACCUUGUAGAGAUUUGCUCCUCUUGUGUUUUCACCCUCCUCCCGCUGAAGUCAGCAGUUUCUGACUGCAUCUGGAGCAGGAUCUGACUCACCCUACUGAACUAACAGAUUUCUGAUGGAAUUUGAAGUCUGUAAUAUUUCUUUCAGAUAAUAUAAACACUUUGCAUUGUGGAAAUGUUUUACUUACAUUUCACAUCAAUUCUUUAUAACAAUUACAGAAAAGACAUUAAAUUACUACUAGCAGAAACACUGUAACUUCUAUCUGUUGUCCACAAAGUAUUUGCCUAAUGCCUUAUAGCUGGUGUAGAGAACUACUUAUAGAGAUUCAAAUGCUAAGCAGGUGAUUGUUGACCAUCCUCAGCAGACAUCUAUUAGUGCACUGCCAGCAGCAUAAUUGUGUUCACUUCGUAUCGUUCAUCCUAUGAGCUAAAAUGUGUCUUGAGUUUUGCUCUCAGAAGAUGAAACUGGCUCUUACUGAAAAAAAAAAAAACCUGAAGGCUGAAGGGAGCCCUAGGUCACAUCCAAGGGCUAAGUAAUGCCCUAAGUAAUGUGUGUUUGAGAUGUACCUGUCAGUGUGCAGUGACCCUCUGGCUCCCACUGUAGCAGUGGGAGGAGCCUGUAGUUAACAGCGCUGCCUGUGGGAAAACUGUCAUUACAGCUUGUUCUUUUUAAGGUUAGGGAUGGAGAAUUCAGGGCCUUGGGAUUUCUGUGAGCUACUGAGUUACCUCAGUUGCCCCCACUUUGUCCUAUGUGGCUUGAAGACACUGAGAGUUAAGACCACAGAGCCUUCUCAGGACCUUGAGAGUUGAUUUCUAAGGAUAACAUACAGAGAGGUUAGUUUGGAGCCUUACUUGGAAUUUAGGCAUCAACAUGUGGAGAGGUCCUUGGAGUAGCCUGGCAGCAAGAAGAAAACUGAAAGUCCGCUCCUUCUAACAAAAGACCUGCUGAUCUAGAGGGGCUCCCUCAGUCUGUCCUGACCUGCUAGAUUUCUAUUCCAAGCAAUACAGGCUCCCAGCAAAGUCUCCAGCAUGACAUCCUUCCUCCCAUGCAGCCUAGUGUUCAAAACAUGAACAGUUAAGCUAGAUGGGCCCCAGGGCUGAGGCAGACUGAGGAUCAGCUGAUAAUGCUUUCCAGCAACUGACCUCCAACCUGUGUCAUGACAGCACAGAUCACCAGAUCUUUGUGCACCUCCUCUUUACGUGACCACUUUCAUCAGGUGGGCCCUCACUCACUGUAGCCUACAAGUCCAGGUGCUAGUGGAAGGCCAGAGACAAGAAUCUGUUCUUGCCAACUCCUCUCAGCUUGUUCCCUGCAUCUUCCAGCUUGAGAUGUCAUUUGUGGCUUCCCUUUUACAGGCACCCACAAAGGCAGCUGUAGGAGCAUGGUUUCUAACUUUGAAUCAGAAAGACAUGUUACCACAGCUUGUAGAGACAGGACAUGGGGCAAUGGUUUUAAACAGGAAAAGGUUAGAAUUAGAUUGGAAGGAAGAAGUUCUGCAUGAUGAGAAUGGUGAGGCACUGGAGUGAGCUACUCAGAGAAAGUUGUGGAUGCUCCAUCCCUGGCUUUGUUCAAGAUCAGGUUGGAUGGGGCUUUGAGCAACCUGGCCUAUUGGAAGGUGUCCCUGCCCAUGUCAGUGGGGUUGGACUAGACCAUCUUUAGAGAUCCUUUCCACCCCAAAUCAUUUGAUCAUGCUAUUGUUAGCUUGCUGUAAUGACAUGUCAAGAUUCAAGGCACCUUAUAAUCUCUCUGGAUUUCAUCCCAAUAAACCUGACUCAGACCUGAGAAUACUUUAUAGUGUUAUCCUCAUAGUGCUCCAAGGCCCUUCUGCUUUCCUUCCCCCUUUAUCCUUCUACUACUGAUCUAUGAGCAGUGAUGCUCUGUGCACUGGGAGGCUGUGAAAGAGGAGAUGCUGGGAGUGAUUUUCAAACACCCAGGUAGGAUCUAGAGGUCUGAUCUGCUUCACAGAGUUCCAGCAAGGUCACAACUAUGUUUUCCCUUCUGUCCCUUCCCCACAUUAUGUAGUCUUGUGUACUACACUUUGACUUGAAGGGCAGUUGGAUGUCUGAUUGCUCCUUGCACCUUCCUGAGACUCCUCCAUGACAAUCCCUCUCCCUCCUCUUUGUUCUUCAGCCUUCUUCCUUUUCCUGGUUUAUUUGUAUACUGGAGUUUUACUGGAUAAAUAGGGAGAAGAAUGAUCUGGGUGUGUGCACAGAGGGAAAUUACCUAAGGUACUGUGCCAUCAAAGCAUAUUUUAGAUACUGAAAGACAGAUACCUGAAAUACUGAGUCUUCAAGUAGGCUUUAUUUCUGGGUCUGUAGAAAAAUAAAAAAAAUAGAGGGAAUUUUGCUUAGGCUGAUUACUGGCAUCAUAUUUAUAGAUAUUUAUGGAAAGGAAUCAUGUGUUUAUUGAUGUCUGUGGUAAUGAACGUGAAAUAACGUGCUUUUUGUUUUCUCAUCAGGUUUAUACAUUCUUAACAGAAUGCAAUAGACCCUGCUGUAACUGUCAACAUCAGUGAUGGAUGACAAUAUUUGUAUGAGGUUAUCUGUAAAAUGUACUGCUGUUAUUCAGUUCAUUUGGAAUAGUGAACUUGUAGCCAACAAUGUACGAGUCCCACAUUUUAGCUAGGAUUUAAAGAGCACAGUGAAAUGCUGUAGGAGUUUCUCUGUUGUUAAAUUAAUAGGAUCCAGAGUACCGUAUCUACUUAGUAGGUGGUAGCAUGCUUUCUUUUCAUAGAGAGUUUAUCACUAUCGUGAGCACUGCGAAUUUCAUAGACUGGAUGAAAAAUUGCUCCUAGUAAGUGCAACAAAAUACUUUAAACUUCUCUUUUGCUUAAUAGCAACAGUUGAGUGGUGAGAGACAAAGAAGGAGUAAUUAGGAGCAGGGGCUUCUAUAAGAUCGCAGGAGUUAAUCCUACACUGAAAAGAUAGACUUGCUGCCUCUCCUAGUCCACAGCACAUUGCAAAGAAAAUAGUCUUGAGCUUAAACCGCCCUUUCAGUUGCAGAAUACAGCUACCUUUCUCUGGCUGGCAGCAAACAUGCCUAAUAAGUAAAACACAGUGGCUUGUUAUUUGAGAACAGUAUCUUGAAAGCUGUGAUCUCUCUGGGUGAUGCUUGCUCCUGGUCAGAGAGCCAAUGUCAAAUCUGUGCACCAGCACAACUCUUUAGUAGGGCUCACACAGACCCAAGCAGUGCCCGGCCACUGUGUGGAGCUGGGGGGGAAAGGCCAGCCCCAUCCUGUGAGGGCAGGGACACCCACCUGUCCUUGAAGGCUGUUGUCCUGAGCUGCAUACAGAUCCAUAGCUUGUGCUCCUCUUGGAACAGGUCAUUUGUGCAAAUGCAGUUUUGAUGUUACGUGGGUUUUGUCUGUACAUCUGCCUUACAUGGCAUAAGCACCACAGCUCUCUCUGAUACUGAGUAUUAACAAUAGCAACCAAUGGUAUCUCGUCGUUAAUUUAAUACGUUUCUUUGCUUGAACCUUACAUUAAGGCUAAAGAGCAUCUUGAUCAAAACAAAACUCUUUCCAUGUGGUGUUAUCCCACCUCCAGUCCUAAUGUGUCACCCCGGUGCCUUUAGGAGAGAGGCACAGCAGAAUGUAUUCAGGUCCAUCAGCAGUUCCACGAGAUGGCUUUAUCUCCUGGUGCCAGGCUGCUCGCUUAAACCGUUCCCGAGAGCACUUGGCAUCAGGAAAGUCCUUAUUCCCUAUAAGGUACACAAAGAAUGUUUUAUUUGUAUCUAAUGUAAGGAUUUCUGUAACAAACUGUGAAAAAGAAAAAAAAAAAAAAGGAAAAAAAAAAGGAUAAUGGAUUAAUAAAAAGUACAGGGCUGGAAAGGUCUAGAAUUCACGAAUUGUACACAUGCCUAUGUUUCUGAAGAUAAAUCUAUGCAGUUGUGUUUUACUGUAGGAAAUUUCAUGUUUAUGUACAUAUAUAUAUUGUAAAUAAAUAGGAUGCUGUAUAUUUUUGCAGUUGUUUAUCCCCUAUGAUAUAUAAGUGUUGAGAUAGGCUCUGCAUAUUAAGAAUAAUUUUAAUAGAAAGACAAAUGCUUUAGCUUCAGACUUAGCAAAAUCUAUAUCUUUUCCUUUCUUCCAAGAGUUGGCAAUUUAAAUCCUGAACUUGAAAUUAUAAUUACAUUGCUAAUGUAAAAAUAGCAAACCAAAAAUAUAUAAUAAAAAAAAAAAAGAAAGAAAAAAAAAAGGAAAAAAAGCAAAAAAGGUCCAAUGAAAUUGCUAGGUAUAAUUGCAGCACAUCUCCCUGGUUUCUCCAUAGCAAGUCUCUCCUAGCACAGAGGGCACAGUUAUUGCCCUCAGUUCCUCAGCUGAGGUCAGGUGGCAGCAGCACACCGACACAGCCAUAUGCAGAAGGUGGAGUAAGCUGCAGCCAGCAACCUGCCCUAAUGUUAUGCCACUUUGAUUUUCAGGCAUAGGUAUCGAUAUUUUCCACGGAAGGCAACUAGUACAGAUAGAAGUCAGACAAGGACUUCUGCACUUCCGUUUCAGCCAGCAAAAACGUAGUUGAGACAUGAAGUAUCACAUGCCAGGGUAGGUGACAGCCACUGCAGUUGGUGCUGGUUUAGCCUGUGCCCUGCAGCUCCCCCACCACAGCCCCAGGCAUGCUGCUAUCUAUCUGUAACCACAACACUAGCACCUCCUGUGCUGGGAGGGUAUCAGCCACACAGGGAUGGCUUGCACAUCCCUUAGUAUGUAUGAUGAACCGGACGCCAACAUUUUGUUCAGGGGAUGGCUGCAUGUCCGGGGUGCAGGGGGUGGAAGGGAACCACAGUUGUGUAAGUCCCGAGAGUGCCUCGACAGGAGUGCAGCCUCAGUGCUGCAUGCAGAGAGUCUCGCUGGUAAAGCGUGGAAAUGUGUUUUUCAGGAUUGAUGGAAAGCGGAGGUUGAGAAAUGCAUCUAAAAAUAAUUGUAUUUUUUCCAUGUUUAGUUUAUGGCCUUGGAUGAAAAUGAAACUUGAAAUAACAUUUGCUUUCACCGUGAGCACAAAUUUGAGGAACAAAUUAUAUGCAGUCGCUUCUACGGAGCUUUUCAAAUUAAUAGGACGUUUUGUUUUCACUGUUACAGCCAACAAAAUGCAAACUGUAAAGGUAUAUUUCCACAAGACUUGAACUUGUUUAUAGAAAUCUGUUUAUAGCAUCCCAAGGUAUGUUAAGGCUCACCCAGACCCAAUGUAAACAGUACUGUUUGAGUGAUGUACAUUCGAUACGAGCUCAUUUCUACUAGAUUGUUCAAGUGAGUGAGUGGUAACAUUUUGCUCCUGCUAUCAUCAUCAUACUUUGUGCUCUUCAUGUUCAAAUAAAUGAUGCAGUUUUCAGUUUCAGUGUGUAAAUAAACUGAAAAAAAAAAUGUAUUAUGUUCUGUAAUCUCUCUGUUACCUCUAUAGUUUUUGAACAUUAAAAUUGUGAUCUAAACUAUC
Messenger RNA from Gallus gallus (chicken), 8238 nucleotides. RefSeq names its product solute carrier family 38 member 1 (gene SLC38A1). Gene Ontology annotation, biological process: amino acid transmembrane transport; L-glutamine transport. Bases 357 to 1829 code for a protein of 490 amino acids. The transcript is spliced from 16 exons. Lineage: Eukaryota; Metazoa; Chordata; Aves; Galliformes; Phasianidae. Gene Ontology annotation, molecular function: L-glutamine transmembrane transporter activity. The record is from RefSeq and is marked validated.